This is a messenger RNA of Closterium sp. Naga37s-1, 420 nucleotides long. Lineage: Eukaryota; Viridiplantae; Streptophyta; Zygnematophyceae; Desmidiales; Closteriaceae. The record is from the annotation of a GenBank genome assembly.
AUGAGGCAAUCCAAGAUCUUAGUCGCUCUGCUCGCGCUCUCCCUGCUCGUAUCCCUCGCGCUGGCGCCGUGCCGCGCGGAUGAGAUGGUCGCUGAAGACGACGCCGACGCCAACGUGUCGGACGUCGCCGAUCUUGCAGACGCAUCGCCGUCGGGUGCGUUAACUCACUUCUUCCCUACAGAUGUGCUCUAUCUGAUGAGCAAGAUGUUCGGCGCAACCAGGCGGUUCCUCUGGUCGAGCGAGAUGCACCGCAUGCUGUCGUGCAAGUCGGACUGCGAGGAGAAGAACAAGGAGUGCAACACAGAUUACAGCGAGUGCAAGCGCGAGAACAAGGACGACGAGCACAAACACCACAAGUGCUCGCACACGUACAAGAAGUGCAAGAAAAAGGCCAAGAAGUGCCGCUCUAAGUGCGACUAG